Messenger RNA from Penicillium maclennaniae, 1620 nucleotides. Its product is annotated as bZIP transcription factor. NCBI's taxonomy places the organism in Eukaryota, Fungi, Ascomycota, Eurotiomycetes, Eurotiales, Aspergillaceae. Gene Ontology annotation, biological process: regulation of DNA-templated transcription. Gene Ontology annotation, molecular function: DNA-binding transcription factor activity. The record is from RefSeq and is a predicted model, not a curated record. The transcript has 2 exons. Bases 1 to 1620 code for a protein of 539 amino acids.
AUGGCCAGCCACGCUCCGUUUGACUCCGAUUGCGUCGCGGCAAUCGAGGGUAGCUCCCACUUUACCGCCAAACAAGAGGGCUCACCCGCUCCUUCGCGCUCAACAUCGCUUGGCCUCGAAUCGGUCAUCACAGAAAACAUUGAGAAUAAUGGAGCGUCCACGACCGUCGGGCGAAAGCGCAAGCUGAACAGCACGUCGUCGCGCGGUGUACACAAUCUCACUCCCGAUCAAUUGGCGAAGAAACGUGCCAAUGACCGCCAGGCGCAGCGCGCGAUUCGCGAGCGCACCAAGGGGCACAUUGAAGCUUUGGAACAGCAAGUCCGGGACCUCUCGUCUCAAAAGCCCUUCCUCGAUCUGCAGGCUGCCAUUCAAGACAAUGAGCGUAUUCGGUCGGAGAACAGAGAACUACGCGCAGGACUCAAGGCGGCGAUGGACAUCAUCCAACCUUUACUCGCAAAGCCGGAGCCGAGUGAUCUACCGACUUUUCUCUCUCUGCGGACAUCCGUCCCACCCCCGGCCAAUACUCCUUACUUCCUCGAUUCCGAACACUUGACACCCGGUAGCCAAGCGGGAGGCCCAGUCGACAAGCCUUACGCCGAGUCUAUUGCAAGCCUUGACACACCUUCUCCUGCACGGUCAGCCUCCGCCCCAGGGAGUCGCCGCAACAGUAGCAAUGGAGCCCUACAGACAACUUCAUUCCGCAAUGUGCUGGAUUCACAACGCCAUCACGUCGCCCAUGGGCUUGACUUCAGCGUGGAGGAACGAUUAGGUUUCAAUUUCCUCUUGGAUCCCUCCCAGAAUGUUCCCAAGAUCGAUCGUCUUCGGCGCAGAAGCUCUGAAAACAUCAGGGCCACUCAUCCGGCCACCCCUUCACCACUUCACUUGCAACCAUUGAGUCACCCCCCAUCCAACCAGGCGACAAGUGCAUUCGCUUCCCCUAUCAAAAAUACUGGUCCUGUAUGUCCAUUAGACAGCAUCCUACUGGAUUUUCUGCAUAAUCGGCAACGCGAGGCGGCGCAGGGAAUCCCACGUCAGAAGCUUGUUGGACCACCAUACCCGAGCGUCUCUUCACUGUUGAACCCCGAGAAGGGUGCAUAUUCGCACCCGGUGUCAAAGGUAUUCACAGACAUUCUUCGCACAUUCCCCGACAUUUCCUCAUUGCCGGAGCAAGUUGCCGUGCUCUACACCAUGUUCCUUCUCAUGCGGUGGCAGAUCUAUCCUACCCAAGAGAACUAUGACCGAUUGCCGGAAUGGCUCAGGCCUUGUCCUACACAACUUCUUGAGGCCCAUCCUGCCUGGAUGGACUACAUACCAUGGCCCCGAAUGCGUGAGCGUCUUUCUACAACCCACCAGGAUUACCCAUUCGAGCAUUGGUUCAUUCCGUUCACUCGUGGCUUGUCCGUCAACUGGCCAUACGAAGCCACUGACUGCCUGCUGUCAGCCGGUGACUCGGACGAGCUACUCAUUAACCCCGUUUUUGAGCGACACAUGCGAAAUCUUGACAACUGGUCUUUGGGUCUGUUAUUUGCAGAGACCUAUCCCAGUCUGGUCGAUGCAACGCGGAUCAGACCUGAGGUGACCCAAAAGCCAUCAACACCGUGUCCCUUACCUUCCUCUUGA